AUGAAUAACAUUGUCAAAUUUGGUUAUGUUAUGAUCAUUUUUCUAUCCCUAUUUUUCGUUGUAGCCGAUGCUUACGCUGAAAUGGCUACACCCUUUGAAGUCAAAACUAGACCUUUUGUAUUCAUAAAAGACAUCAACGUAAAAAAGGACUUUUGGAAAAUGGUUGUGAAGGUUAGGGACAAAUGGACAGUUGUUAAGGACGGAAGGGAGCACUCAGAAAUGGUCAUUGUGGAUGCAAAGGGUACUGACGCUCAAGUCGUCAUCCCAACGGCAUACAAGGCUGAAACCGACAAAAUGAUUGAAGAAAAUACAACUUAUACACUGAGCAACUUUCUGGUAUUGACAAAUGAUUUGUUCUUCAAACCAUCAGAUAACAAGUACAAGUUGAUUUGGACUGGUGGAACAACUACUGUAGACCCUAAUGUUCAUGAUAUCCCUGAUAAUGACUUGAAGUUCAAACCAUUUGCUGAAAUUGUUGUUGGGAAAUGGCGUUCUGAUCUAUUAUACCAUGUCAUAGGCUAUGUUCAUGAAAUUGGAUAUUGUCAAGUAAAUCAAGGAGUGUCUAAGAAACUGCAAGUGAACUUGACCUUGAAAGAUAUUAGUGACAUCUCUUUAAACUGCACUCUUUGGGAGGACUAUGCUGCAAAAUUCAUCAAAUUUAACAAUGAUAACAAGGAAAGUGGCCCAGUUAUAUUAAUGCUGAAGUAUGGGAAGAUUAUGGAAGAAGCUUGUUUUCUUUUUUACAUAUUUCUCUUAUACUGUUAUAUUUAAAUUGUAUAUACAUAUAUAUUUUAUGAGGAUGAUCUUUUCAAAUGAUCAAUAUUACAGGUAAAUACCCUCUCAGUGUUACUAACAUGUAUGGUGCUACGAAAAUGUUGAUCAAUGCUGAUAUAUCCCAUAUCAAAACGUUCAG
Molecule: messenger RNA, 913 nt
Organism: Medicago truncatula (barrel medic)
Lineage: Eukaryota; Viridiplantae; Streptophyta; Magnoliopsida; Fabales; Fabaceae
Exons: 5
Coding region: 1-771 (256 amino acids)
Source: RefSeq, a predicted model, not a curated record